This is a messenger RNA of Cuscuta campestris, 3675 nucleotides long. NCBI's taxonomy places the organism in Eukaryota, Viridiplantae, Streptophyta, Magnoliopsida, Solanales, Convolvulaceae. The record is from the annotation of a GenBank genome assembly.
AAACAGGGCAACUCCUUUGACGGCUUGCUGCGACAGAGGCGAUCUUCUACGACGGUGACAGAGGUAGUGGACGGCGGCGCUAAUACAGGGUAGAACCUCAACUCUCUGCUCUGCAACUGAAACAAAGUGGAUGGGAUUUGCUAACGCAAUUCACGGCAGCGACGAGGUGCACGUCAGUGAAGCAAUUUCUGGUCGACGGCAAUGAAUCUGGCUCACAAGCACAACUUUUUCUAAAUUAAAUCAAAAUUGGAGUGGGGUAGGUGGUGAAAAAUCAAAACGGCAGAGACCACAACAGAUCUGGCCAAGGUUGGAGUUGAAAUCACGAUUUGGGCUCAAGAGAUCAGUGGAUAGAGGAAAUUCACCCUUUUUUGUGUGGAGUUCAAGUGAAAGAAAUUUGGAUAGGUGACGGAUCGGCGGUGGGACGACAAUCAGGGAGAUUGACGGUGUAUUUUGUGUGGCUGCGAAGCAGGUUCUUGCCGUUUUUCUUUUUUCUUUUUUUUGGAUUUUUUAUGUUAUCUCAAUGAAAGCACCCAUUGAUACGAGUAUCGGGAUAGGGAAGAACUUCGAGCGUUCUUCAAGCUCCAAGAAAAAGAGGUAAAGUCGUAAAGAAGGGUGGAAAACUUUCCAGGCUCCAAAGGAAAGAGAACUAGAUUAAUAUAAUUCUUGAUUUUGAUUGCUUGAACCAAUGGCGUGUAGUUCAGGGGUAAACCCAUGGUGAAAUUGGUGUUCCGAGGAAGAGACCUGAAAAAUCUGAACUUGAAAUGCAGUAUGAGAUAUUGGUGAAUUAGGGGCAAAAGGGGAGGAGAAACAAAUCUAUAGAGGGCGUGUGUUGAGAAAGUUUGAAUCUUUGAACUAAAGACCAAAUCUUUGAGUGGUUAGGACAAUGUCUUUUGGUUUCCAAACAGCUGCUUUGGUGGGUUCACCAUAUUGCGCCAAUGCUAUAGCCUGGUCAGAGGAUAAUUUGUUAGCCGUGGCUUCUGGUCAUCUUGUUACCAUUAUGAACCCUGCAUGCCCUUUUGGAGCUCGUGGAGUUGUUACAGUUCCCACCAGCAAGCCCUUUCAAAUUGGACUGAUUGACAAAAAGGAAUUGAUCUCUGGCUGUUUGUUACCUACUUUUAUAUCACGAGACAUCCGUUCUUCUGUUAGAUCAAUUUCAUGGUCUCCUAUUGGAUUCGCUUCGAAUGCCAGUUGUUUGCUUGCCAUAUGCACCACCGAGGGACGUGUGAAGGUUUACCGCAUGCCAUUCUGUGAGUUUAAAGUUGAGUGGAUAGAGGUAACAGACAUAUCUGAGAUGCUCUACACCUAUCUUGGAAAUGUCAAUUUCAAUGUGUCAAACGUGUCUUCUGAAGUUUCAGACACAAAUUGUUCCCUCAAUGACGUAGCAUUUGAAGAAGACAUGCCGAUAUGUCACUUUAUGAAAGCAAAGAAGAAAAGGAAACUGAACGCCUUUACUGUAGUAAACAUCAAGGAUGGCGUGAGAAAAGGAAAUAUGUCAUGUCUAUCUGCUGAAGAAUAUGCUUCUCGUAAUGCGAUGAUAUCUUCACUAACUGUUGCUUGGUCACCCAAUCUAAAAUGGACAAGUUGUUUUUCAGUGCUUGCAGUGGGAGGGAAAUCCGGUAGACUCUCAUUUUGGAGAUUUCAUAAACCACAAUGUUACUCCACACGGAGAAGUACCGACUCAAAAUCUGCAUCACUUAUUGGCUUCCUUCAAGCUCACGGCGCUUGGAUAACAGCAAUAACAUGGGCUUUGUUUGAUUCUAAUUCUUCAAAUCCUCAAGUUAUGCUUUGCACUGGGAGUUCUGAUGGGAGUGUGAAGCUUUGGCGAGCAUGCAAUAGAGAACUUGAGGAAUCAUCCAACACUAAUCAUGUUUCUUUCUUUCUGAUAAAAGAGGUAACAAUGGUAAAUUUUGAACCGGUCUCUAUCCUUUCUGUCAUAGUGCCUUCAGAUUCAUCAGGCAAAAUUUGUUUAGCAAUUGGGAGAGGAUCGGGAUCAAUUGAUGUGUGGAUUUCUGAGAUGCCCAACAACACAUUCAAGUCAGUUGGCUCUUACAAUGGACAUGAUCAUAUUGUCACGGGCCUGGCUUGGGCUUUUGAUGGACGCUGCCUGUACAGCUGCAGCCAGGAUAACACACUUUGCAGCUGGGUGUUGAGAGGAAAUUUGCUACAGCAGGUUUCGAUUCCCACAAACACCCCUGGAACAAGGAGCUCUGUUGAUGUGCCAACUGCUUUUGAUUCAUGUUGCGGUCUUGCAGUGUCUCCGGGGAAUCUUGUGCUUGCUGUGGUACAUGGCUACGAUACUGAACUAUUAAAUCCAAUGUAUGAGUCAAGGUCUUGCAAAGCUGCAGUAGAUUUCCUGUGGAUCGGCGGGCAGCAUCUGGAUGUGAUCUCUGAUCCGUUUCUAGAUUUGGACUCCCAAUCUUUUCCUAGUUCCUCCGAGAGAGAAUUGGCUUGUUGGGACAGUAAUAUAUUAUGGUCACUACAUCAAUAUGAUCAUCAUCAUCAUCAUCAUAAGCCAUUGAUCAUGUGGGACAUUAUAGCAGCACUUUUGGCCUUCAAGCAGUUGAAUCCAAAAUAUGUACAACACAUACUAUCAAAAUGGCUGACAUCGAUAGUUGGUGGGCCCCAGUGUGACAUCUCUAAUAUCUUGUCCAAGUCCCUUUCCCCGUACCUCCCUAGAAUUGCGUCCCGAACGCUGCAACUCCUCAACAUCAUCACCAGACAGGUAGUGUUGAAGAAGGUGGUGGAUGACUAUAAUGCCCUUGAAGGGGAGGAGCAUCGUGACUGGUGGAAGCAGCUGCACAUAGAUGCUGAAAAGGAAUUAAGGGACCGGGUUGUAGGAUUUAACCUUUCUGUUAUUUCAAGUUGUGUGUCUAAUUGUGGGGGAGAGGAUACCGGUUGCGGAUUGGGACAUUGGAUUCCUGUUGGGUUGGCGCAGAUGGAGAAAUGGGUUGAGCUUAACACUGCAGAUAUGAAAGGGCAUCUUAAACUCCUCGCAGAAAAAGUUAAAAGUAUCAAGAAAAGAUCCAGAAAAGGUUUUAUACUGGAGACCCGAAGAACAGACUCCAUCUGUGAGUCCACAGCAGAUGAGGAAUGCAGCUUCUGCACUGCAUCAGUUCCAUUCGACACCCCAGAAUAUGGUUUUUGUGUGGGAGAGAAGAACAACGAUGCGACCGUGGGGCCCAGACACAAGCUAACUCGGUGCACUGUUUCGAUGCGGGUGUGCCCUCCGAAUACCCCUCCAUGGCACUGCGUGUGUUGCAAGCGUUGGACAUCGCAUCUGGCACCUUCUGCCCUCUUCACCUUACCUGAAUAUCCCCGCGAUUUUGAAUCUUUAGUCCAGCAGCAGCUUCAUUCUUCUUCUUCUUCUUCUUCACAUGAUCAACCAGUUAAACCUUUGUGCCCUUUCUGUGGGAUUCUUCUGCAGAGACUGCAACCAGAGUUUCUCCUCUCUCCUUCUCCAAUAUAGCUACAAACGUGAUUCAAAUAUUUGCAUGUAACCCCCUCUUUUUUUUUCUUUCGGCAAAUCUUGUAAAACUUAUAUGUAGUAAUAUUCUUGCCAUGUGUUUAUAAUUUUGUGCUUGUUUUGAGCUACCUAACAUAUUUCUCUUAGAAUGAGGUUCCAUAAAGUCAAUAAAUUUUAAGGCUUGCAACUUACAAUAGAAGGAAUGUGUUAUG